AUGCGCCUUGAAGCAAUGUUGUAAACCAGACACUAGACAGGCUUCCCGUACCCACGUGUCAUAUUGUGUCAAACCAUAUGAUCCAUAUGAUGUUAUUGUUUUGAAUUAACAAAAACAAUAACAAUAAAAUAUUCCGGAUCUACAUAUUGAAGCUCACCAGCUCCAAACUCUUCUUUAACAAAUGUUUCGUUGUUAAUUAAAUUAAUAACAAAAUGAGCACUGCAAAAAAGUUUGAUCAACAAUCAUUUUUUCAAGAAAUAUAUUCUGACAGUAAACAAGAAAAUGUUAUAUUUAAAUCAGACAAAAAAAUAAUAUCUGAAUCAUCACACACAUCAAUAUGGAAUACUCUGGCUUCCAUCCACAAUAUCAAAUCAACACUCAAAGAAAUAUUUUUACCUGAAGGAUUUCCACACAGUGUUCAUCCUGACUAUGUUGCCUAUCAAAUAUGGGACACAGUUCAGGCAUUUGCAAGUACAAUACUUGGAAAUUUAACGACUUAUUCAAUACUGGAAAGUGUUGGUGUUGGUAACACAAAUAAAACUCCACUAGCAGCAACAAUAGCAUGGAUAUUAAAAGAUGGUACUGGAAUGAUUGGACGUAUUGUAUUUUCUUGGCAAACUGGUACUCAACUUGAUUCACAAUGCAAAAAAUGGAGACUAUUUGCUGAUGUAUUAAAUGAUCUUGCAAUGGGACUUGAAUUAAUGUUACUUUAUUAUGCUACAUCUUAUACAACAAUUAUACUUUGUCUAUCAACAAGUAUGAAAGCAGUUGUGUCUGUAGCUGGUGGAGCUACACGAGCUGCUCUUACUCAACAUCAGGCUCUUAAUAAUAAUAUUUGCGAUGUCUCAGCAAAAGAUGGAAGCCAAGAAACACUUGUCAACUUGGUUGCUUCAACUUUUGGUAUUUUCCUACUUUCUGUGGUUCCUUCAACGUACUUUAUGUUUUUGUACAUUUUGUUUGUUACUUUACAUAUCUAUGCAAAUUAUUCAGCUAUUAGAGCGUUGAGAUUGAGCUCAUUGAAUGAAGAUCGUCUUGCAUUGAUACUUGAUCGUUAUAUUGAUGAAUCACACUUAGCUAGUGUUGACGAAGUUAAUCAAAAAGAAUCUCUAUUUUUUGGUGGACAAUUAACAAAACAAAUGUGUGGAUUCGAAAUUUCAAUUGGAGCAUCUUUAGCAAGUAUUUUUAAAAAUAAAAAAAGCAAUCAUUUGGAAAGUGAAUAUUUUGAAGAGAUUGUUUAUCGUUUUCGUGAUGAAAAAUAUUUAAUUUAUCCAGUUAUUGAAGAUAAAAAAAUUUAUAUUGCUCUGAGGAAGGAUGCUCAAUAUUUGGAUAUUUUAAAGGCAUUUUUUACUUCGUAUUAUUAUGGAUUGAUAAUAAGUGCACAAUUGGGAAAUGAGAAAAUGAUUUAUAAGUUAAUUGUCAAUAAACUUGGCCCUCGUACGAUUACAUAUAAUCAGAUGUAUGAUAAAAAAUACUGGGCAGCUGGUAACAAAAAUAAUUUGGCAUUGCAGACAAUGAAGCAUUUUGAUAGUAUAAUAAAUAAAGACUUUGAGUCGUGGUAUGAAUUGUUACAAAAAAGUGAUUGGAAACAUGAAGUUAAUCAUUUACCUGUUGCUGGCUGGAAAGCCAACUGGCAAACUUGAAAUUGCUUGAAAUAUUCGAAAUCCAAAUGUUGGCUUGAACCUGAGUGUAUUCAUAUCCACAAAAAAAAAAAUAUAAACAUAAACAAAGGACCAUGUUUUUAAUUUUUUAAAUGAGUAAAUCAACAAUCAAUGAGCAAAUGAUUGAAUGAAUGAUUAAUAUCAGUUGAAAAAAUAUAUUAAAGAAUUUAACAUACGAAAAUUAAUUAAUUUUUUUGCGUAUGUUUCAAUUAAUUUUUGGGGAAUUACUUUUUUAGAUUUUUUAGUUUUGUUGAAAUUUUAUGAAGGCGUAUUUCCAAUUUUCAUAUAUAGGUCACUUGACCAUCAACAUGAUUCUAUAAAUAAAUGUUUAACAUCACUUUAUGGCUGAUGUGGGGGAUGCUUAUCUCUAUUUGAUUUUAUGUCAUUCUCUAAUCUCUUUCUCUCUUUAUAAAUAUUUCUUUCUUUAUAAAUAUAUCAUUGUAAAAUAUUUAAGUGAUAAACGUUUGGAUAACCCAGUGAUUGUUUAUGAGGUUAUAAGAAUAAUUUCUUUUUAUAAAUUGUUUUAAGUUAAUAAACAAAAAAAAAUCAUCAUGGAUAUAAAAUUAAAACUGGAAUUAAAUUUACAACAAAUGGCAUUAAUUCGAGUAGCUGCAAAUAUAUGGCUAAGUCGACCAAUGAUUGCUAAAUCAAGUGAUUUUGUUGGGUUUGAUUACAUGAAAUUAGGGUCUACCUUUGAUGAUAAAAUCAAGCCAAAAUUUAGAGAAUCGCUUAUUGAUAUAUUUGAACAAGUUGAUUCAAUGAAACUACCUGUUGCAAUAAAGAAAAAUUUACUGCAAAUUAUGAAACCAG
This is a messenger RNA of Aphidius gifuensis, 2468 nucleotides long. Its product is annotated as RUS family member 1-like. Lineage: Eukaryota; Metazoa; Arthropoda; Insecta; Hymenoptera; Braconidae. The record is from RefSeq and is a predicted model, not a curated record. Bases 213 to 1640 code for a protein of 475 amino acids. The transcript is spliced from 8 exons.